Molecule: messenger RNA, 666 nt
Organism: Necator americanus (New World hookworm)
Lineage: Eukaryota; Metazoa; Nematoda; Chromadorea; Rhabditida; Ancylostomatidae
Exons: 5
Coding region: 1-666 (221 amino acids)
Source: RefSeq, a predicted model, not a curated record
AUGGGGCGACGUAUUGUAUGGCGAGACGAUGGUCCAAGGAACGGCUUAGAAUGGGCACCUCCGAUUAUGGUAGUAGCAGUGGUCACAUUAUUUGCUUCAACACUGGAUUUGAUGGCAGAUUUUCUAGUGUGUAGUAGGAUCGCAGAAUUUCUCGGAAACUUCCAGAGUAGCAUUGCUAUUCAAGCUGCAUAUGGUUAUUUCUUUUUCACUGGAGUAUCAGUGUUUGUGUACAUCUUUGAAAUGGUUGAUGUUUGUCAAACACUGAAAUAUGAGGAGGAGAACGUUUUUUAUGCAAGACUAGCGAAAAGUCUCGUUUUGGCACUGGAAGAGGUCCCAUUGCCCUUGCUAAUGAACGUGCUGUUCACGAAUGAGCCUCGACUAUCACUGGCUGGCCCAGUGUUCUUCGGAUCAUGUAUCAAACUUGUCGCUCUUACGUGGGGUUUGGUGAAGUUCACAAAGUUGCGUUUCUUUUGGCCGUGUCUUCCACUGAAUCCAAAACACGACGUUCGAGAAAAUGUACGACGAUGUUUCACUCUGAAUCUCUAUCGCUGUACGAUGAUCGUUGUGAAUAUUUGUCAUAUUCUAGCAAUUGUUAUUGUGAUAAGAAAUAUUAUGGCAAGUAGAAACGGUGGACGUCCAAUUGUUGUCAAAGAUGAAACGGCAUGA